Anarrhichthys ocellatus (wolf-eel) is the source of this 722-nucleotide messenger RNA. It is a transcript of the gene fabp7a, whose product is annotated as fatty acid binding protein 7, brain, a. Lineage: Eukaryota; Metazoa; Chordata; Actinopteri; Perciformes; Anarhichadidae. The transcript has 4 exons. Gene Ontology annotation, molecular function: lipid binding. The coding region runs from base 96 to 494 and encodes 132 amino acids. The record is from RefSeq and is a predicted model, not a curated record.
UGGCAGGCGGACGGACACGCUGCAGGAUUUACUGCAAGGAGAACAGAGACCGUUUGACUGUUUCACACUGAACUGGACCAACAGCACUUGCAAAAAUGGUUGAUGCUUUCUGCGCGACAUGGAAACUGGUCGACAGCCAGAACUUUGAUGAAUACAUGAAGUCACUUGGUAUUGGUUUUGCCACAAGACAAGUGGGCAAUGUCACCAAACCCACAGUAGUGAUGAGCCAGGAUGGGGAAAAACUUGUGAUUAAAACCCUGAGCACCUUCAAGAACACUGAGAUCUCCUCCAAACUUGGAGAGGAGUUUGAUGAGACCACGGUUGAUGACCGGCAUGUCAAAUCUAUCUUCACCAUGGAAGGAGACAAACUAGUGCAAGUGCAGAAGUGGGACGGCAAGGAGACCAAAUUUGUCAGAGAAAUCAAGGAUGGGAAGCUGGUGGCGACUUUGACUCACGAGGGAGUCCAGGCGGUCCGCACAUAUGAGAAAGCCUAACUUCCCCAUCCACUUCCAUGAGCAAAUCAUUCAUGCACUGCAAACGAUCAACAAGGUGUUCUCCUGUUUGUUUUACAGUAUGCAGUGAUUUGCACUUGAUUUGCUAUUGUAAAAUGAGAUACAUAUUUUGGGAAAUCUUUUUUGUAAGAAAUUCAGACUGUGAAGGGCCUAAAACUGUUUUGAUCAGUGUAUGUUAAAAAUGGAAAAAUAAACUACUUGUCUAAACCU